GCAGUUCCUUCUGCGCUUUGUUCAAGUCUCCGACUCCUCGUAGCUGCUCGCUUGGACCAGGCUGGCCGUGGUGACAGCACUGUGUCGUCCCCGCUCCUAGGCAGUGGGCCGUCCGGGUAGUAGCGGUCGAGUCCCGCCCAGGCUCUCAGAGGACUCCACAGCCCGAGUGUUUGACUCAAUUCACCAGUCCAAUAUCCCUCCCGUUACCAGUGAGGAACCUGGGGCCCAGAGAAGAGGGCGGAGUCUUGGCCAAGUGACUCAAGACCCUCUUAGGAACUUCUUCACUGAACUCAAGGAGGAAAUCAGGCAAGAUCUGUGCUGUGCAGAUCCUUUGGAUUAAGGCUGCUGUGCACAGGAAUAUGGCUCCUGGACUACCCUGCAUCAAGGCACAGUCUCCGGGAGGCCCAGUUUUCCACCAUCUGGUCUAGCCUGUAGAGCUUGCAUCUCUUCCCACAGUGGUUUGCCUGAGGGGAUGUUAUUCUCAUCCACUUCUUCCAGUUUGUGCCUAAGACUUGGCUGAAGAGGCUUCUGAACUUCCAGAGGAAGCCUUCGACAAAAUAGCCUAAGAUGUUGUGGUGUGUGCUUGAGACAGGACUCUGUCAGGAUGGCUACAUCCAUUCUCCCACAGCUGCACGAAAAUCAGAGGUGGGCAGAGGUGACUGUGGUAGAGAAUACAAAGAACAUCUGUUUUAGGUCUUGUAGAUGAUACUCUCCAAGCUGUAAGGAAGAAGUCAAGGAUUAAGGAGACCUGGACUGGAGAGGAGCCUUUUUCAAAAAACAACAAUGACAAGAGAAAAUUGGGCCCACAAUGCUCUGAGACAAGAGGGCCUUGUGAAGGGGAAAGAUGAUACCUGGAAAUGGGCAACCAGCUUCCAAGGAAGUAGCUCCUCCGUUUGGGAGACCUCCCACCUACACUUUAGACAGUUACGUUACCAUGAGACAUCUGGACCCCAGGAAGCCCUGAGCCGGCUCAGGGAACUUUGUCGCCGGUGGCUGAGACCAGAAGCACGCACCAAGGCACAGAUCCUGGAGCUGCUGGUGCUGGAGCAGUUUCUGAGCAUCCUGCCGGGGGAGAUUCGGACCUGGGUACAGCUCCAUCACCCUGGAAGUGGCGAGGAGGCUGUGGCCCUGGUGGAGGAGCUGCAGAAAGACCUUGAUGGACCAGUAAUACAAGUUCCAGUCCUUGUCCAGGAUCAGGACACUCUCCAGAAGGCGGUGAGUGCCCCAGGAACAACACUUCCUCCUGUACUUCCUGGCAGCCACAUAGCAGCUGAAAUUUGCCCGCAUCCUCCUACUGACCUAGUGGCAUUCAACCUCCAGGAUCCUCAGCAUGAUUCUCCUGCCCCUGAAGCUUCUGCCCUUUCCCAGGAAGAGAACCCGAGAAAUCAAUUAAUGGCACUUAUGCUCCUAACAGCCCAGCCCCAGGAGUUGGUGAUGUUCGAGGAGGUGUCAGUAUGCUUCACUUCAGAGGAAUGGGCAUGUCUGGGCCCAAUCCAGAGGGCCUUGUACUGGGAUGUGAUGCUGGAGAAUUAUGGAAAUGUGACCUCCCUAGAAUGGGAGACCAUGACCGAGAAUGAGGAGGUGACGUCAAAGCCAAGUAGUUCUCAAAGAGCAGACUCUCAUAAAGGAACAUCAAAAAGACUUCAAGGAAGUGUUCCCCAGGUCCUUGAUUUUGAAGAAGAGUGUGAAUGGCAAGUUUUGGCAAGUCAGUGGGGAAAUGAAACAGAUGAAAGGGCAGAUACAGUGAAGAAAGUUUCCCUUUGUGAACGAGACAAGAAGAAAAGGACUCCACCAGAGAAACAAGGCCAAAAGUGGAAGGAAUUAGGAGACAGCUUGACUUUCGGUUCAGCUAUUUCUGAAAGUUUAAUAGGUACUGAAGGAAAGAAGUUUUAUAAAUGUGAUAUAUGUUGUAAACAUUUUAAUAAAAUCUCCCAUCUUGUAAACCAUCGGAGAAUCCAUACUGGUGAGAAACCUCAUAAAUGUAAGGAAUGUGGAAAAGGCUUUAUUCAGCGUUCGAGCCUUCUAAUGCAUUUACGGAACCAUUCAGGGGAGAAACCUUAUAAAUGUAAUGAAUGUGGGAAAGCAUUUUCUCAAAGUGCUUACCUUCUAAACCAUCAGAGGAUCCACACUGGGGAGAAACCUUAUAAGUGUAAGGAGUGUGGAAAGGGCUUCUAUAGGCACUCAGGCCUAAUUAUACAUCUAAGGCGCCAUUCAGGGGAGAGACCUUAUAAGUGUAAUGAAUGUGGGAAAGUUUUCUCUCAGAAUGCUUACCUCAUUGACCAUCAGAGGCUCCACAAAGGGGAAGAACCUUAUAAAUGUAAUAAGUGUCAGAAAGCUUUCAUUCUGAAGAAGAGCCUCAUUCUGCACCAGAGAAUCCACUCUGGGGAAAAACCCUAUAAAUGUGAUGAAUGUGGAAAGACCUUUGCUCAGACCACUUAUCUUAUUGACCAUCAGCGACUCCACAGUGCAGAGAACCCUUACAAGUGUAAAGAAUGUGGAAAAGUUUUCAUUCGAAGCAAAAGCCUCCUCUUACAUCAGAGAGUCCACACAGAAAAGAAAACCUUUGGUUGUAAAAAGUGUGGGAAGAUUUUCAGUUCUAAGUCAAACUUCAUUGACCAUAAGAGGAUGCACAGCAGAGAGAAACCUUAUAAAUGCACUGAAUGUGGGAAAGCCUUUACUCAAAGUGCUUACCUUUUUGACCACCAGAGACUCCACAAUGGGGAGAAGCCCUAUGAAUGUAAUGAAUGUGGGAAAGUUUUUAUUCUGAAGAAGAGCCUCAUUUUACAUCAAAGGUUCCACACUGGAGAGAAUCUCUAUGAAUGUAAAGAUUGUGGUAAGGUCUUCGGUUCAAACAGAAACCUCAUUGACCAUGAGAGACUCCACAAUGGGGAGAAGCCAUAUGAAUGUCGAGAGUGUGGGAAAACCUUUAUUAUGAGCAAAAGUUUUAUGGUCCAUCAGAAACUCCAUACACAAGAGAAAGCCUACAAAUGUGAGGAUUGUGGGAAGGCUUUCAGUUACAAUUCAAGCCUGCUUGUACAUCGGAGAAUCCACACCGGAGAAAAACCCUUUGAAUGUAGUGAGUGUGGAAGAGCUUUCAGUUCAAACAGAAACCUCAUUGAGCAUAAGAGAAUCCACAGUGGUGAGAAACCCUAUGAGUGUGAUGAGUGUGGCAAAUGCUUCAUUCUGAAGAAAAGCCUCAUUGGACAUCAGAGAAUUCACACGAGGGAAAAAUCUUAUAAAUGCAAUGACUGUGGGAAGGUCUUCAGUUACCGCUCAAACCUUAUAGCCCAUCAGAGGAUCCACACUGGCGAGAAGCCCUAUGCGUGUAAUGAGUGUGGAAAAGGUUUUACCUACAAUAGAAACCUGAUUGAACAUCAAAGAAUUCACAGUGGAGAAAAAACCUACGAAUGUCAUAUAUGUAGGAAAGUCCUUACCUCUAGUAGAAAUCUUAUGGUACAUCAAAGAAUCCAUACUGGAGAGAAACCUUAUAAAUGUAAUGAGUGUGGAAAAGACUUUAGUCAGAAUAAAAACCUUGUUGUACAUCAGAGAAUGCACACUGGGGAAAAACCUUAUGAGUGUGAGAAGUGUAGGAAAUCCUUUACUUCUAAGAGGAAUUUAGUUGGCCACCAGAGAAUUCACACAGGGGAGAAACCUUAUGGGUGUAAUGAUUGUAGUAAAGUUUUUAGGCAAAGAAAAAACCUUACUGUACAUCAGAAAAUCCACACAGAUGAAAAACCUUGUGAAUAUGAUGUGUCUGAAAAAGAAUUCUCUCAGACUUCCAACCUUCAUCUUCAACAGAAAAUCCAUACCAUUGAGGAAUUCUCUUGGUUACAAAACACCAAUGAGUCCAAGAUUGAGAUUCAGAAAAUCUAGUGUCAUAUGUAAAGUGGAAUAGAAUCCCUGCCUACUUAAGUAACUGUUGGACAAAUGAUAUAUAUUUCUUCUAAGGAAAAAGUUUAUUUACUCUUUACUAGACAAAUGAGUAGCAUAUAGAAGAAAGUUAAUAGGCUGGACUUGGUGGCUCAUGCCUGUAAUCCCAGCACUUUGAGAGGCCGAAGCGAGUGGAUCACCUGAGGUCAGGAUUUCGAGACCAGCCUGACCAAUGUGGUGAAACCCCAUCUCUACUAAAAUACAAAAAUUAUCCGGGCAUGGGGGCACACACCUGUAAUCCAAGCUACUCAGGAGGCUGAGACAGGAGAGUCGCUUGAACCCGGGAGGGCAGAGGUUGCAAUGAGCCAGGAUUGCGCCAUUGCACUCCAGCCUGGGCAACAAGAGCGAAACUCUGUCUGAAAAAAUAAAGUUCAUCCCAACUUUCAAGUCUACAAAAACAAUCCAAAUCUAAUAACAUAGUUGUAAAUGAGAGCAACAAUAUCUUUGUAUUAAAAAGUAGACGUGGGCUGGGUGCAGUGGCUCACUCCUGUAGUCCCAGGACUUUGGGAGGCCGAGGUGGGAAGAUCGCUUGAGCCCAGGAGUUUGAGACAAGCCUGGGUAACACAGGGAGACCCAUCUUUAGUAAAUAAAAAUAAAUUUAUUCAUAAAAUUAAAAAUUUAAUAAAAA
Molecule: messenger RNA, 4558 nt
Organism: Pongo pygmaeus (Bornean orangutan)
Lineage: Eukaryota; Metazoa; Chordata; Mammalia; Primates; Hominidae
Gene: ZNF197
Product: zinc finger protein 197
Exons: 10
Coding region: 784-3873 (1029 amino acids)
Biological process (GO): regulation of DNA-templated transcription
Source: RefSeq, a predicted model, not a curated record